Molecule: messenger RNA, 3929 nt
Organism: Rana temporaria (common frog)
Lineage: Eukaryota; Metazoa; Chordata; Amphibia; Anura; Ranidae
Product: serine/threonine-protein kinase BRSK2-like
Exons: 20
Coding region: 882-3404 (840 amino acids)
Biological process (GO): intracellular signal transduction; microtubule cytoskeleton organization; protein phosphorylation
Cellular component (GO): cytoplasm
Molecular function (GO): protein serine/threonine kinase activity; ATP binding; tau-protein kinase activity
Source: RefSeq, a predicted model, not a curated record
GGAGAUGGAUUUUAUUUCUGAACACUUGCUCGCCAUCCCCAUCUUUUUUUUUUUUUCGCUUAGUGGUUCAGAUCUCCCAGCUGGUUUCAGAUUGUGAAUGGCUAAUAACCUAAACUAAUUUCUGAGGUCUUCACCCCUCCCCCAAACGCCAUUCGCUUUUCGCUGUACUGUCUGCUGUGUGACUACAGCUGGUGCCUCCCCAGCAGGCUGCAGGGACUGAGUGUGCAUGUGGGUGGAGGUGGGGAGUGGAGCACAGGAGAGCCAGUCAAGGGAAGGGUUAAACUAAUUGUAGCUGUCACUGAAUCCCCGGAUGCUGAUGUAAGGAGAGAGAGAGAAAGAGAGAGAGAGAGGGAGAAAAAGAGAGAGCAUCCUUCACAUUACAGAGGAGGAAGAGAGAGAGAAAGAGAUUACAGAAGAAAAGCCUGUAAGGAGGGGGCUGGAAUACAUCAUCAAGAACAGCAUCAGCAGCAGCCUGAAGAUCCGAUCUGCAUCCAGCAGUAUCCAGGGCUGCCUUCCUCCUGAUGAUGCUGGUACCAGGAGUGUAGCUUCCCCUCCACCCUCCCCCUUCCUCUCUCUCCCCACUCCCCCCCUCCCCCUUGGAUGCAUCAGCAAAGAGGAGCACAGAUCAAUUUCCCCCUUCUACCCCCCCAUUAAAAAAAAAAAAAAAAAGAAAAAAAAAGAAGAGAACUCGUAGUAAAAAAAUUUACAAGAAAAAAAAAAAUAGAAGGGGAUCCUUGAAGAAGAGUGGCAGGGAAGAGGACAGUCCACCCUCUGCACUGUCUUUCCCCCCCCUGCUCUUUUGUUCUAGCCUGGGAGAAAAGGACAGGCCUGUAUUAUAUAUUUUUAUUUUUUUUAAAGAAGGGGGAUCUUAUUCAGGAACCAUGUCCAGUGGCAAGGAGGCAGGUGGAAUUCAUCCUUACCAGCAACAGCAACAUGCCCAAUACGUUGGACCCUACAGACUGGAAAAGACUCUUGGCAAAGGACAGACAGGUUUGGUUAAACUAGGUGUACACUGCAUAACGGGACAGAAAGUGGCAAUAAAGAUUGUAAACCGAGAAAAGCUUUCAGAGUCUGUCUUAAUGAAGGUGGAAAGAGAGAUUGCUAUCCUGAAGCUGAUUGAGCAUCCCCACGUUCUCAAGCUGCAUGAUGUCUAUGAAAAUAAGAAAUAUUUAUACUUGGUGCUUGAACAUGUAUCCGGUGGAGAGCUUUUUGACUACCUGGUUAAAAAGGGGCGACUAACUCCAAAGGAGGCUCGAAAAUUCUUUCGACAAAUCAUAUCUGCUUUAGAUUUCUGUCACAGCUACUCCAUAUGCCACAGAGACUUGAAGCCGGAAAACUUAUUGUUAGAUGAGAAAAACAACAUAAGAAUAGCAGAUUUUGGAAUGGCGUCACUGCAGGUCGGCGACAGUUUACUAGAGACCAGCUGUGGGUCUCCUCACUAUGCAUGCCCUGAGGUGAUCAAGGGUGAGAAGUAUGACGGGCGUAGGGCCGAUGUGUGGAGCUGUGGAGUUAUCCUAUUUGCUCUCCUAGUGGGAGCGUUGCCAUUUGAUGAUGAUAACUUGCGCCAGCUUUUAGAAAAAGUGAAGCGAGGUGUAUUUCACAUGCCACAUUUUAUCCCACCGGACUGUCAGAACCUGCUGCGAGGCAUGAUCGAAGUGGAACCAGAGAAAAGGCUUAGUCUAGAUCAGAUCCAGAAGCAUUCGUGGUAUUUCAUCCCCGGAGAAAGCCAAGGGAGCAAAAAUGAACCCGAGCCUGAACAACCCACUCCCCGAAAAGUGUCCAUCAGAAGGAUUCUCUCAGUAAGUGAGUUUGACCCAGACGUCCUGGACAGCAUGCAUUCCCUGGGCUGCUUCAGGGAUAAAACCAAACUCAAACAGGAACUUCAGAAUGAAGAGGAAAACCAGGAGAAGAUGAUUUAUUACCUUCUACUUGACCGCAAAGAAAGAUAUCCAAGCUGUGAGGAUGAAGAUCUCCCUCCUCGAAAUGACAUAGACCCUCCACGUAAAAGAGUUGAUUCUCCAAUGCUAAAUCGCCAUGGAAAGCGCCGUCCAGAAAGAAAGUCAAUGGAAGUUUUAAGUGUGACAGAUGGGGGUUCUCCUGUUCCUGCACGACGAGCUAUUGAGAUGGCACAGCACAGUCAAAGGUCCAGGUCUGUCAGUGGUGCAUCAACUGGCCUGUCAUCUAGCCCUCUCAGCAGUCCAAGGAGUCCCGUUUUCACUUUCUCCCCCACACCGCUGGAAGCCGCUGAUGGGGAGGAUCCCCGUGCCAUCUGGCAAUCCAAAGCUGCUCACCGUCAGCCUGACCCGAAGACCCAGACACUGCCUGCUAAGACCAGCCUGGGAGAGAAGCCCCUCCACACCAUUAAAUCCAAUCCCUUACCCAUUACCAUGACUGCCUCCUCCCCACUGCAUGACUCCUCAACUUCACCUCAUCGCUCCCCUUUAUCCCCACCUUUCUUCCCUUCCUCACUGCCUGCUCGUUUUUUCCCUGGUACUAAAUCCACCACCAAAUCUAUCCCUUUGCCGCAGGUUACCCCUCACCCUUCUCCCCGAGGCAGCCCCCUCCCUACCCCGCUGGGCACCCCAGUACAUACGCCCAAGGACAGUCCGACUGGGACACCCAGUGGCACCCCUCCCUCCAGUCCUGGUGUUGGUGGAGUGGCUUGGAAGACACGGCUCAACUCUAUCAAGAAUAGUUUUCUGGGAUCCCCACGCUUCCAUCGUCGGAAAUUGCAAGUACCGACUCCCGAAGAAAUGUCAAGUCUUACUCCAGAAUCAUCACCAGAGCUUGCAAAGAAGUCUUGGUUUGGUAAUUUCAUUAAUUUAGAUAAAGAAGAACAGAUAUUUGUAGUAAUCAAAGACAAACCUCUCAGCUCUAUAAAGGCCGAUAUCGUCCAUGCUUUCCUCUCAAUCCCAAGCUUAAGUCACAGCGUGAUAUCUCAGACCAGCUUCAGAGCGGAGUACAAGUCAUCAGGGGGUCCAUCUGUGUUCCAAAAACCUGUCAAAUUUCAGGUGGACAUCAGUUACUCCGAGGGAGCUGAAGCACAAAAAGAGAAUGGCAUCUACUCUGUGACCUUCACUCUAAUAUCAGGUCCCAGUCGCAGAUUUAAGAGAGUUGUAGAAACUAUUCAGGCACAGCUGCUGAGCACACAUGACCAGCCUUCAGUUCAGGCCCUAGCAGGAGCAAAUAUAACAGCAAGAACCCAGAUGGAGUGUUCCCUGGAUCACCUUCUCUUCUCGCCACCAGAUGAGAAGAAUGGACAUCAAAGCCGACCGCCAGGCACUCCAACCAGAAGCUGCCAGAACUCACGGCGCUCUGAGCCUGACAUGGCAGAGCACCAUCGGCGGGGAUCCUCCAAAGACAAGAAACUUUUGGCUUCCAACGGAACGCAAACACAGCCAUGACCUUUGGGGAACACUUGGUGUCAGGACAUACUGACACAGAUCUGAUCGAACACUACAAAUAUGAACAAAAUGAUGCAAGAGAAGGCAGCGCCCUGAUGUCUGAGAGAAAACUUCUAUGGAUAUGCUUACAUAUAGGUACACAGACAUAUAUCCUAUCCUAUCCCAGGUGUACACACAUACACACACACUUCCACGUGUGCCAGAAUAUAGACUGUUACGCAUACCCAAGUUUCGACAAAUUGGUCAUUGAUACACAAACAUGUACAAUUGCACGAACAUACAGAGCAAUGAGCACAUACACCGCAAAAGAGCAAGAGAGCAAGACACAGGAGCUACUUGUUGGCAUUACUGUGAAGAUGUAAAUAUUUCCAAAAAAUCAAAAAUAAGAAAAAAAAAUCGGGAAACAGCAAAUGGAAAUCAAGAAAAUAAAACAGAAGGAUACAAAAUCUAUGAAGAAACUGAAAUUCUUCAUUAAUAUGUUUAUUUUAUUUUUUUUAAUAUAUUUAUUUAUUUAUUUGGAAUCCA